Messenger RNA from Triticum urartu, 1648 nucleotides. Its product is annotated as metacaspase-5. Lineage: Eukaryota; Viridiplantae; Streptophyta; Magnoliopsida; Poales; Poaceae. Gene Ontology annotation, molecular function: cysteine-type endopeptidase activity. The record is from RefSeq and is a predicted model, not a curated record. Gene Ontology annotation, cellular component: cytoplasm. Gene Ontology annotation, biological process: proteolysis.
UGCCAGAUCGGAAACGCCAGCAGACAGCCGGCGCCAACCCAAAACAAAACAAAAAGCCCCAGCAGCAAACCCCACCAAAUCCACGCCAUUUCCAUCCAUCGGACUCCCCGAGGCCCGCCGCCUCGCCUCGCCGCACCACCGCCAACGCCGUCGCCGACGACCGCCGAGCCGAACCCAAGGAUGGGGCGGAAGCGCGCGGUGCUGGUGGGCAUCAACUACGCGGGCACCAAGGCGGAGCUCAAGGGCUGCCACAACGACGUGGCCCGCAUGCGCCGCUGCCUCGUCGACCGCUUCGGCUUCGAAGACGCCGGCAUCCGCGUCCUCUCCGACGCCGACCGGGCCGCGCCGCAGCAGCAGCCCACGGGCGCCAACAUCCGCCGCGAGCUCGCGCGCCUCGUCGCCGACGCGCGCCCCGGGGACUCCCUCUUCUUCCACUACAGCGGCCACGGCACGCGCCUGCCGGCCGAGACCGGCCAGGACGACGACACCGGCUUCGACGAGUGCAUCGUCCCCUCCGACAUGAACCUCAUCACAGACCAAGAUUUCACAGAGCUCGUGCAGAAAGUCCCAGACGGCUGCCUGUUCACCAUAGUCUCUGACUCUUGCCACAGCGGUGGCCUGCUUGACAAGGCCAAGGAGCAGAUUGGCCACAGCACAAAGCAGAACAAGGCGCAGCAAGGCAAACGGGAAGAGCGGUCUGAUUCCGGCUCGGGCGGCUUCCGGUCGUUCCUCAAACAGACCGUCCGGGACGCGUUCGAGUCCGAAGGAGUCCACCUCCCUCGCCGCGGCGGCCAGCAGAGCAGCUACGACGACGACGACGCUGAGGCCGAGGCGCCGAGCCUGGACUCAGGCACAGACGGGCACGUGAAGAACCGGUCGCUGCCCCUCUCGACAUUCAUCGAGAUGCUCAAGGAGAAGACGGGGAAGGAGGACAUCGAGGUGGGGUCGAUCCGGAUGACGCUGUUCAACGUCUUCGGCGAGGACGCGAGCCCCAAGAUCAAGAAGUUCAUGAAGGUGAUGCUGGAGAAGCUGCAGCAGGGGCAGCACGGCGGCGUGGUGGGCCUGGUGGGCGCGCUGGCACAGGAGCUGCUGAGGGCCAAGCUGCAGGGCAAGCAGGAGGAGCUGAAGCCGGCCAUGGAGCAGGAGGUGCACGGCGUGGAGGAGGUGUACGCCGGGACGGCGGCGAGGGCGCCCCACAACGGCGUCCUCAUCAGCGGGUGCCAGACCGACCAGACCUCGGCGGACGCGACGACCGCCAAGGGCCUGUCCUACGGCGCGCUCAGCAACGCCAUCCAGGCCAUCCUCGCGGAGAAGGACGGCAAGGUGAGCAACAAGGAGCUGGUGCUGAGGGCGCGCGGGCUGCUGUCCAAGCAGGGGUACAAGCAGCAGCCUGGGCUCUACUGCAGCGACAGGCACACCGAGGUGGCUUUCAUAUGCUGAGAGCGUGAAACAUCAUCCGUUUGUCUUUGUCCGUCGAUGAGAGAGAACGUUUUCUCCUCGUGUGUCAAAACUGUCUGCUAUUGUCUGUGGACUGUGGUUUUGGAGACCCGGACGCCAUGUGUUGCUAAGAUUGGACUGUUUGAUGUUUCAUCUCAGAAUAACAAUCACAUGCUCUCAGGUAAUAAUAUACCUAUAAUAUAUUACUCCA